Molecule: messenger RNA, 970 nt
Organism: Daktulosphaira vitifoliae (grape phylloxera)
Lineage: Eukaryota; Metazoa; Arthropoda; Insecta; Hemiptera; Phylloxeridae
Product: protein N-lysine methyltransferase METTL21D-like
Exons: 3
Coding region: 50-688 (212 amino acids)
Source: RefSeq, a predicted model, not a curated record
ACUACGUUAAAAUAUUUAUUUUUAAAAUAUUAAAUAUAGUUUUUUCAUAAUGAAAUCUACAAAAUAUUAUAGAGACUUUGAUUUGGAAUCUUUGAGUAUCACUCUUAAAUUCCAACAAUAUGAAUAUGGUGAUGUCAAUUGUGUAGUGUGGGAUGCAGCAAUAGUUUUAGCCAAGUAUUUAGAAUUAUUAUACAUUGAAAACAAAAAAAUUUUUUCAUCAAAAAGAGUGUUGGAGUUAGGAUCAGGAUUGGGAUGUGUUGGGAUCACAGCUGCGUGUUUCGGAGGAGAAGUAAUUUUAACAGAUUUGCCUAAUCAUUUACAUCAAUUACAAUGUAAUAUUGAAGAAAAUGCAGUUCAUUUACAAGGUAGAGCUAAAUCCAUUGCAUUAAAAUGGGGUGAUAGAUUAGAAAUUGAUCCUUUUGAUGUGUUAUUAAUGGCCGAUUGCAUUUAUUAUACUGAAGUAAUACCAGAUUUAAUUAAAACAAUGGUAGAUUCAACUACAUCACAAACUGUUAUCCUGAUAUGUCAAGAGCUUCGAGAUACAGAAAAACAGAAAACUUCAUGGAAAUUAUUUGUGGAUAAACUAAUGCAAUAUUUCACUAUAACAUAUAUACCAGAAAAAGAACAACAUCCUAUAUUUAGAAGUUCUGACAUUUGUAUAAUAAAUGCAAAAAAAAAAUGUAAUUAAAUAACAAUAAAGAUUUCCACCACAACCUAUUUCUUACUUAAUUAAUUUAAGCUCAAAUGUAAUGAACCCAUCAGUGUUUCAAGAACGUAUAAUUGAUUUUUUUUAUUUAACUGCUUCUUUUCACUGAAAAAGUAAAUUUAGUUAAUAAAACUUUUAAUAGUUAAUCUCUAAGUUAUAUUACCUGUACAUAUGUUCAAUUCGUUUCAAUGAUAAGGUAGCAAUUUUUUUCAAUGUGUUUUUUUUUGAUUGUAACUUUUGUGAAAAAAUUAAGCUUCUUGCUGU